AUGUCGCGCUUGCCAAUCGAACUUCGCUUUGAGGGCUCCCGAACGUUCUCCGCGCGAAUGUGGAAAAUACCUGGUGUCGAUGGCCCCUUUACAGCCUUGCAAGCCGCUGAGCAUGAUUUCACCAUUUCGUCAAACUCCGUGUUCAUCAACCAUUACACGGGCUACAACAGGACAGCGGUCAGGCUUGACGAGGCGCAAAGAUGGGGAUUUAUUGAAGAUUCGCGCCUCAUCUUCGCGCGUGCGAGAGCAUCAAACGGCCAGCUGUUCUGCCUAAGGUUCAUUUUCCAUGCAGACCUGGUGGCGCGCAAAGGGGACCCGACGCGGAAUCAGCGAUUCAUACGUGCGCUCAUUGACGACGCCAAGUUUUAUCUCGAGAAUCUUCGAAUGGUGGCGGGGGUGCUGGUACCACAGAACUACGGCAUGUGGGUUAUGGACACGGGUGAUUGGGCGGGGAAAGUGCUGUUCGGCCUCACGGAGUAG
Mycena indigotica is the source of this 480-nucleotide messenger RNA. RefSeq lists its product as uncharacterized. The transcript has a single exon. The record is from RefSeq and is a predicted model, not a curated record. NCBI's taxonomy places the organism in Eukaryota, Fungi, Basidiomycota, Agaricomycetes, Agaricales, Mycenaceae. The coding region runs from base 1 to 480 and encodes 159 amino acids.